AUUUUCCCAGGCAGUGGUUGCAACAUCGCCGCGGAGGCAGCGAGCAGAGCUGACAGCGCGGAGCUUGCGCUGCGGGGCGCAGGGAGCCUUGCCGGUUCCUGCCGCCGGCGUCUGCGCGUACAGCGGCGGCUGACCCGCUUGGGCUCCGGGAUUUGCACAGACGUGGAGCGAUGCUUGUGACUCUGCGGCUCCUCAGAGGUCCCUAGAAGCCUGUUCUUGGUGCCAUCCAGGACCUCUGACCCCAUGGAUCCCCCAAUCCCACAGAGCGUGCCCCUGACUACCAGCUCAGUCAUGGUCCAGCCCCUCCUUGACAGCCGGAUGCCCCACAGCAGGCUCCAACACCCACUCACCAUCCUCCCUAUCGACCAGAUGAAGACCAGCCACGUGGAGAAUGACUACAUAGACAACCCUGGCCUGGUACCUCCCACUGGCCCUAAACGGUCCCGGGCUGGGGCCCCUGAGCUGGCCCCAACACCUGCCCGCUGUGACCAGGACGUCACCCAUCACUGGAUCUCCUUCAGCGGGCGCCCCAGCUCUGUCAGUAGUAGCAGCAGCACCUCCUCUGACCAGCGGCUCUUGGACCACAUGGCCCCACCGCCCAUGGCCGACCAGGCCUCACCCAGGGCCGUGCGCAUCCAACCCAAGGUAGUCCACUGCAAGCCGCUGGACUUCAAGGGCCCAGCAGCCCCACCAGAGCUGGACAAGCACUUCUUGCUGUGUGAGGCAUGCGGAAAGUGUAAGUGCAAGGAGUGUGCGUCCCCUCGGACGUUACCAUCCUGCUGGGUCUGUAACCAGGAGUGUCUGUGCUCGGCACAAACCCUGGUCAACUAUGGCACGUGCAUGUGCCUCGUGCAGGGCGUCUUCUAUCACUGCACCAAUGAGGACGAUGAGGGCUCCUGCGCCGACCACCCCUGCUCCUGCUCUCACUCAAACUGCUGCGCCCGCUGGUCCUUCAUGGGAGCCCUAUCCCUGGUGCUGCCCUGCCUGCUCUGCUACCUUCCUGCCACCGGCUGCGUGAAGCUGGCCCAGCGUGGCUAUGACCGUGUGCGCCGCCCUGGCUGCCGCUGCAAGCACACGAACAGUGUCAUCUGCAAGGCGGCUGGUGGUGGAGGAGAUGCCAAGGCCACCAGACCUGACAAGCCUUUCUGAGGCUUUGGG
Messenger RNA from Ochotona curzoniae (black-lipped pika), 1158 nucleotides. RefSeq names its product sprouty RTK signaling antagonist 4 (gene SPRY4). NCBI's taxonomy places the organism in Eukaryota, Metazoa, Chordata, Mammalia, Lagomorpha, Ochotonidae. The record is from RefSeq and is a predicted model, not a curated record. Gene Ontology annotation, biological process: animal organ development; negative regulation of Ras protein signal transduction; negative regulation of fibroblast growth factor receptor signaling pathway. The transcript is spliced from 2 exons. Bases 244 to 1149 code for a protein of 301 amino acids. Gene Ontology annotation, cellular component: membrane; cytosol.